AGAGGUGUAUAAAUACGGACUGAUUCGGACCAGUUUCAUCAGUUGCUCAUCUGAGCUCAACACAGAAUUACAACAGCAAAAGAAUUCACUUACACUCGAACCAGCAAAGGAUUUCCAAAAUGUUACACGCAAAGUUAUUGGCCGCUUUGGGUAUGGUGUUGUGUCUACUUGUGCUUUCAAAUGCAGCACCGUAUUCAAACAAAUGUACACGAGGAGUAAGCGGUAUUGUAUGCGGCGAUAACGGUGUUACCUACGACGAUGCGUGCGAUGUUGAUGACGACGAUGAUGAUACGAAUGGAAAUGGAGGGGUACAGGUUGCUCAUUCAGGAUCAUGCACUAGAGGAAGUCACUCUCCUGCGGCUCCUCGUGCUCCUGCACCACACGCUCCAGCGGCACCGUAUGCUCCAAUCGCCCCGUACGCACCCCAUGCUCCUGCAGGAGGUGUCCAUGCUGGCACUAGUGGAGAAACUGGAUAUGGACAUGCUCCUUCUCCAGGCGUUGUCGGUUAUGCUCCUCCUCCCUACGCUCCAGGAGCUCCAUAUGCUCCUCAUGCUCCAGCAUCAGGAGUUCCCAGUGGUACAAGUGGAGAGACUGGCUAUGCUCCUGAAGGUCCAGCUGUUGGCUAUGCUCCUGGAGGACGUGCUCCCUACGCUCCAGUGGCUCCAUAUGCUCCUAAUGCUCCAGCAGCAGGAGUUCACAGUGGUACAAGUGGAGAGACGGGCUAUGCUCAUGUAGGUCCAGCUGUUGGCUAUGCUCCUGGAGGACCUGCUCCCUACGCUCCAGGGGCUCCGUAUGCUCCUUAUGCUCCAGCAGCAGGAGUUCAUAGUGAUACAAGUGGAGAGACGGGCUAUGGCCCUGUAGGUCCAGCUGUUGGUUAUGCUCCUGCUGCUUCCGGUGUUGGUUAUGCUCCCGAAGAGGGCGCAUUAGGCUACGACUUUGACGGAGACGACAGCGAUAGUGGGGAGGAUUAUCAUGGACAAGAGGCUGCCCCCGGUGCUCCUGUAGGAUACGCCCCAGCAGCUCCGGUCGGAUAUGCCCCAGCAGCUGCUGGAGGAUACGCCCCUGCCACACCUGUCGGGUAUGCUCCAGCAGCUCCUGGUGGCUAUGCUCCUUCUGACACUGGUCUCGGAUGUGGUGGAUCUGACAGUGAAGAGGGUGGUGACGACAGCAGUGAUGAAGAUGGCUGCGGUCUAGCUGCCCCACCAGGAGGUGGAGCUCCAGGAGCCGCUGCCCCUGCACCAGGUUAUCCUCACGCGCCUCCUGCACCUCGUGCUCCAUAUGCCCCACAUGCUCCCAUCCCAGGUGCUCCUUCAUACGCUCCCGGUGCUCCGUUUGCACCAUAUGCUCCAGGCCCCAAUCAUGAUGCAUCGUCUGCGAUGGACGAAGAAGAGCAAAAUGAUCAAGGUGAUGAAGAAGAUAACGAAGACGAAGAAGACCAGGAUCAAGAAGAUAAAGACGAAGAAGAUCAGGAUGAAGAAGAUAAAGAUGAGGAAGACCAGGAUAAAGAAGAUAAAGACGAAGAAGACAAAGAUGAAGAAGAUAAAGACAAAGAAGACAAAGAUGCAGAAGAGGAGGAAGAAGAAGACAACGCAGACGAAGAGGAAGAUGCAGACAAGGAUGAGGAGGAUAAGAAAGAUGAGGAAGACAAUGGCGAUAAGGAAGACAACAGUGAUAAUGAGGAGGGUUGCAGUGGAGCCGAUUGCGCAAAGGAAGAGGGGAACACAAGGCCCAAUGCUUCGCUGAAGAAAGUCAACUUGUUUAACGAGUAACAGUGCUAAACGUCCUAUGCUAAUGAUCUGUGACAUUAACAUGACUAGCGAUAAACCUAGCUAUACUGAAGGCUACGUGCAUCUGACGUCUUAACAUGUGCUUUGGAGAAAACAUCUACCCUUAGGUCGGGCACUGGUGCAACUCGAGAGUGAAUGUUGGCAUCUAUAUUUAUUUACCCUAUUAUCCCUUUAUUUAUUUUUGUCUUUAGUUUGUUAACAUUACUUAGGAUAUAAAUCAAUUAUUUAUAGUGACACUGUUGAGAGACUAAGUGAAGAAUUACAAACUUGUUAGUUUCAUACUAUUCUCAAAGGCUGCUGUUAUAAAGACCUCACCGUCUUUUUUAUUAUAAUCAAGUAUGAUGUUCAAUUUUUAUUUAUUUUGGUAUUUGUAUUGUGAUAUCAGUUGGUUAAAAAUCUUGUUGUUAUUAAGGAAUUGGGAACAAAUGUUACGGUUCAUAUCGAUCAUGUAUAUGCUAUUGUGUAACAUUUGAAACUCCUGAAUGUGGGUGGUUUUGACUGCUCAAACGCAGACAUGAAAGGUAAUUACAUUAGGACGCUCAAUACAGUGUAUAUCAUCCAUCGGUAAAUGUAUUGUCAAAACUCUCCAUUAUCCUAUUGUACUUUUUUUGUGAAAGUUCUCAUUUAAUCGAAUUUCAUUGUGGCAUUAUAUUCAUGGAGUACUGACCUGUUUGUCCUAUUAUUUAUUAAUAUACAUAUUUUAUUGUUAAGAGUCAAUAUUUAUGAUUUUUUUUCCCCGAUCAGUUAGUUUAAAUGUCAUUUUGUUUUAUUAUUAUUCUUUUAUUUCGAAAAAGUGAUUAAACGAAAUAAUAAAACG
Strongylocentrotus purpuratus (purple sea urchin) is the source of this 2604-nucleotide messenger RNA. Its product is annotated as spidroin-2. The transcript is spliced from 5 exons. The coding region runs from base 120 to 1769 and encodes 549 amino acids. NCBI's taxonomy places the organism in Eukaryota, Metazoa, Echinodermata, Echinoidea, Camarodonta, Strongylocentrotidae. The record is from RefSeq and is a predicted model, not a curated record.